AUCUAUUCACACGCGCACAAGAAAUAAAUUAGACUGACUUGGAUUUCAAUGGAGAAAGAGAGACGAAGCGAAGAAGAAACCUCUCAUCAUCGUCCUUGUCAAUUCCUUAACGAAGCUAUCAACAGCUUCAUGGAGUGUCUUGGUCUUCAUAUCUCUCCUCCUCCAUAUUAUUCAGCAUCUUCGGAGACUCCAAACGGCAUCGUGACAACAAGGGGAAUGAUAGUCAGGCUAAAGCAAAGGGGGAGAGAGACACCUAGCUCUGGUAGGCCUGGCCGCCACAACUAAGGAUUGGAUUUGUUCUUUUCCUAUCACCCAUACACGUGGAAAACGGAUUACAAGUGCAUGCAAUUUCACGUUCGUUCAUAAACAUCGUUUCAUGUGUUUGUAUAUUGUUUCUGCUAAUUACCGUAGCAUUUCAUGAAGUUUCAAAAGGUUCUAAUAUGAUAUAAAAGGUGUUAUUAUUAAUUAUUAUCAUAUUCAAGCGACUGUGGUAAUUGGACGAUAGCCGACGGUCACCAAAGGUUACAAAAUUUUAAAUAAAGUAUUAUAAAAAACGUUUGUACUAUUAGGUGAUCUUAGUUUUUGGACCUAGCUACGAGUGUAUAAAAUAUAUUGAUAAUCAACAUCAUUGUAUAUGUUUGCUCGUGGGCAGUGGCGGACCCAGGAUUCAUUUUAACCGGGGUCAAACAGCUUAUAAAGAAAAGCAAAAAGAAAAUAAUAGGGGUUCAAUGGGUAUCGAACACUAGUUUUAAGGAGGGUCAGAGUACAGUUUGAACCAAAAUUACCAACGAAUCUUUAAUGUUUGUUCCCAUAUUUUAGUUUUUAUCAGGUUUAAGGUGUGUCAUGUGACACCCCAUUAGUGUGAGUGGGUCCGCCUCUGCUCGUGGGUUAAUAUUUUAUUUUCAGAGCUAAAGCCACAACAAUUGUAUAAACCUGAUUAGAAUCAAUACGUGUAAUCAUUUUCCGCUGUUUAUAACACAUUAUUCCCCUAAUCGAAACAUCUCUGUCGUAUCUUGUUAUAUAGUUGCGCCUUCGAUCCUCUUCCUCUUAUUAUUGCAUGUAUGCUACAGAAACAGAAUAAACAUUUACCUAAUUAUUUCAUUCAAUAGUCAACGUUUGUGUCGUGCUGUUACCUGGCAGCUUUGAUGCAUAAGCAAGCUAUUGAUGCGUAUAUGCGGCAUAUAUCAUAUUCAACAUUUACUUCUAUUAGUUCAUGUAUUUUGAUCGACUAGAUGUACAUGAAAAAAUCGCAUAGAUAAAGUCAAGAAAUGAAGAAAAAUAUAUAUUAUUGUUGGAAAAAAAACACUUGGUUUGAAAUAUAAGUCUGAACUUGUUGAACACAAAUUAGAGUAUAGUAUGUUUAUAGAAAAUGAGAGUUGGCGCCAAGGGGUUCUAUAUAUGGAUGGGUUAGCCAUUUCCCACUUAACUCUGCAUUGUAGACCUAUAGAAUUCCACUCCUCCACGGAGAAAAACGAUAUAAAUAAACAAAUUCCACUUCUCCACUGUACACAAAGCAAAAAAGAAAGAAAAGAAAUUUAUUAAAAGGUAGGAGACUUGAGCUUGAAGUUUCGGAAUUGUCACAAUUUUUUUUUAAUAAUUAAAAACCGAUAUUUUCACUGCAUAAUUUGGGAGAAAAUACGAUCCGGUACACGGACCAUAAACCGGACUUGAGUUUUUUUGUUUUUUUUUCGAACAAAUCUCGGUGAAUAUUGGACUGCUUAUCGGACCUAUCAUUUUUUUUUUCUUCUAGCAGCUUCUACAAAGACAUACCCCUGUAUAGAAAUGAGGAACAAAGAGUUGAGAGGGAACAUUUAAGAGGGUGAUUGAUCUUUUGGUUAGAGAGAGAGAAAUUAGAAGACAGAAGAUGCAGAAAGAGAGCGAUAACAAAAGACAUGGGUGCAAGCUCAUCACUCAAACUGCAAUGGCUUUCCUAGACUGUCUGAAUCUCAGACACUCAUCUUCUUCUUCAGACAUGGUGAAAGCCAAAGCAAGAAAUGUAAACUGAUGAAUUCUCUUCUCUUUCGUUUAACUAAACGAGUGUUUUCUUUUCUGCUUAGCUUCUCUUUUUGUGAGGUAGGAGGCAGAAGUAGCUUCAUCUGUCGAAACUUCCGCUAGGAGUCUAAACGUGUCGAGUAAAUUGACAAGGAAACCGCCGGUGAGCUCAGGGAAAAGAGGUGGAGUUAACAGCUACGACAUGUAGCUACAAGUCUUUUUUUUUUAACUUCGUCACGGUGUAAAAUAGGGUAAUCUUUGUGGACCAGUAACUCUAAAAGAAACUUGAUUUGCGUCUCAAGA
Brassica rapa (field mustard) is the source of this 2295-nucleotide messenger RNA. RefSeq names its product elicitor peptide 1. The record is from RefSeq and is a predicted model, not a curated record. Lineage: Eukaryota; Viridiplantae; Streptophyta; Magnoliopsida; Brassicales; Brassicaceae. Gene Ontology annotation, biological process: innate immune response.